Messenger RNA from Plasmopara halstedii, 614 nucleotides. RefSeq lists its product as uncharacterized. Lineage: Eukaryota; Oomycota; Peronosporomycetes; Peronosporales; Peronosporaceae. The annotation marks the transcript as partial. The record is from RefSeq and is a predicted model, not a curated record. The transcript has a single exon.
AUGGCCGUAAAGAUGUUGAAUGCUGCUUCGACAGAAGAUUUGAGUGGUGCUAGCUUAAUUGCGAACGUUGGUAGUGCGCGGGAUGAGACGGUAAAGAAGGAAGUAUUUCGCUCAGAGAAUGCCGAUGGUAGCAUCGUGAUUAAGACAGUUCGCACGACUACGCGUACCGAAAUGUCUUCUCAGGGUGAUCUUGUCACUAUAAUAAAUGUUGAGACAAUUACGGAGACCGGUGCGAUAACGAACAGUGGAAAAGAGAAGAUAGAUAAGAGCAUACUAAUGAAUCCUACUACCCAAAUGGGUACCGCAGCAUCAGGUAUUGCUCAAACAAAAGCAGAAAAGGUAAUGGCGCGCGGGACAAAAAAAAUACCCGAAGCGAUCAAAAUAAUCAAAAAUUUGGCAUCUUCUAUAAAACCUAAAGAGAUCAAGGAAGUAACAAAUGCAGGUACUACGGGGACGACCGUGAUCGUCGGUCUCGAUGAUGAGAUUAUGGACAAGGAGCCCAAAUCAGAGAAGAAAUGCAAGCCGAAGCGCCAGCCAUCCUCAGAAACAACCGAGGGAAUGACCGAGGUGACCGAGGUGACGGAAGUGACCACCGAGACUGUUGAAGUACUUGA